Molecule: messenger RNA, 2233 nt
Organism: Sabethes cyaneus
Lineage: Eukaryota; Metazoa; Arthropoda; Insecta; Diptera; Culicidae
Gene: crn
Product: protein crooked neck
Exons: 2
Coding region: 71-2173 (700 amino acids)
Biological process (GO): spliceosomal complex assembly; mRNA splicing, via spliceosome
Cellular component (GO): U2-type catalytic step 2 spliceosome; post-mRNA release spliceosomal complex; Prp19 complex
Molecular function (GO): protein binding
Source: RefSeq, a predicted model, not a curated record
UUUAUUGCAAAUCGUAUUUGUUUGUUGUUCUUUAAAUUCAUUUUCCUGUUGAAAAAUUCAUUAAAUCGCAAUGGAAAAACCACAAAAAAUGCCCAAAGUGGCAAAGGUCAAGAACAAGGCUCCGGCAGAAGUUCAAAUUACUGCGGAACAAUUGCUGAGGGAAGCUAAAGAGCGUGAUUUGGAAAUACUACCACCACCGCCGAAGCAGAAGAUCUCCGAUGCAGCCGAAUUGGCCGAUUACCAGCAGCGGAAGCGCAAAACGUUCGAGGAUAAUCUGCGUAAGAAUCGAAUGGUGGUAAGCAACUGGAUCAAGUAUGCACAAUGGGAGGAAUCGCAGAAAGAGAUCCAACGAGCGCGAUCUAUCUGGGAACGGGCGAUCGAUAAUGACCACCGGAAUAUUACCAUUUGGUUGAAAUAUGCCGAAAUGGAAAUGAAGAACCGCCAGGUCAAUCAUGCCCGCAAUCUGUGGGACCGAGCCGUGACGGUACUUCCCCGGGUGAACCAGUUUUGGUAUAAGUAUACCUACAUGGAAGAGAUGCUGGAAAAUGUGGCCGGUGCAAGGCAAGUGUUUGAGCGCUGGAUGGAGUGGCAACCGGAGGAGCAAGCUUGGCAAACGUACAUAAAUUUUGAACUGCGCUAUAAGGAGAUUGACCGAGCCAGACAAAUUUACGAGCGGUUCGUUAUGGUACAUCCGGAGAUUAAAAAUUGGAUCAAGUUUGCACGAUUCGAAGAGGCACACGGCUUUAUUCAUGGAGCACGUUCAGUCUACGAGAGAGCCAGUGAAUUUUUCGGCGAUGAUAAUACCGACGAGCGGCUGUUUAUUGCAUUCGCAAGGUUCGAAGAAGGUCAGAAAGAACACGACCGAGUUAGGGCUAUUUACAAAUAUGCGCUGGAUCACUUGCCGAAGGACAGAACCGGCGAGCUAUACAAAGCGUAUACAAUUCAUGAGAAGAAGUAUGGCGAUCGGUCGGGAAUUGAGGACGUGAUUGUCUCUAAAAGAAAGUUCCAAUAUGAACAGGAGGUUGCUGAAAAUCCCCUGAACUACGAUGCCUGGUUCGAUUACCUGCGGUUGGUGGAAAAUGAAGCCAACGUGGAAUUGAUACGAGAAACGUAUGAAAGGGCCAUCGCAAACGUUCCUCCCGCCAUGGAUAAGAAUUCAUGGCGAAGAUACAUCUAUCUGUGGAUAAAUUAUGCCCUGUAUGAAGAACUGGAGACGGAGGACUUGGAACGAACGCGCCAAAUAUAUAAGACCUGUCUGGAAUUAAUUCCGCACAAAGUUUUUACUUUCAGUAAAAUAUGGUUGCUUUACGCACAGUUCGAAAUUCGUUGUAAAAACCUGCAAGUGGCACGCAAAACGUUGGGCAUGUCUAUUGGAAUGUGUCCGCGAGAUAAGUUGUUCCGGGGUUAUAUUGAUAUAGAAAUCCAACUUCGCGAGUUCGACCGAUGUCGAACUCUGUACGAGAAAUUCCUCGAGUUUGCUCCGGAAAACUGCACCAUAUGGAUGAAGUUUGCCGAAUUAGAAUCACUACUCGGCGAUAUCGACCGAGCACGGGCCAUUUACGAGCUAGCCAUCCAGCAGGCACGUCUAGAUAUGCCGGAGUUACUUUGGAAGAGCUACAUUGACUUUGAGGUACAGCAGAGUGAAUUUGAGCUCGGCCGACAACUAUACGAGAGACUACUGGAGCGAACAACGCACGUAAAGGCUUGGAUUUCGUAUGCCAAGUUUGAGAUGGCCGCCGAGAAUGAGGAUAACAUCAACGUACAACUAUCACGUCGUGUUUACGAACGAGCAAAUGACAGUCUGAAGAAUGCCGCCGAAAAGGAAUCUCGAGUGCUGAUUUUGGAGGCGUGGCGAGAUUUCGAAAAAGAACACGGUGAUGCGGAAAGUCUGCGUAAGGUGAUGUCCAAGAUGCCUCGAAAAAUCAAGAAACGGCAGAAAAUUGUGUCCGAAAGCGGAAUCGAAGAAGGCUGGGAAGAGGUGUUCGAUUUUAUCUUUCCCGAGGACGAGAUGGCACGGCCAAAUCUAAAACUGCUUGCGGCAGCCAAAAACUGGAAAAAGCAAAAAGACGUUGUUCCACCCUCUGCGCCAGGCACGUCCAGUUCUAACGACGAAACCAGCACCAGUGAGGCUGAUACCACCAAACAACCUACAGAACCAUUGGAAGAAAGCUAACUAUUUCACAUUUUAAUGUUGAAAGCUCUUAAGUUAAGAAAUUAAAACGUCUACAAUAAA